This is a messenger RNA of Drosophila bipectinata, 794 nucleotides long. RefSeq lists its product as uncharacterized. The record is from RefSeq and is a predicted model, not a curated record. Lineage: Eukaryota; Metazoa; Arthropoda; Insecta; Diptera; Drosophilidae.
AGAAACAGUCUAGUUUCCAACAAUUCAUUUUAUUUUCAUCUUUCCACAUAGCAUACACGUUUUGAGAAUUGCUCAAAAAAAAAUAAUAAAUAAUAUUAACUAUAUAUAUUAAGAAAAAAAAAACAAACACCAUGCCAAACUUUAAUGGAGCUAUAAUAGUCCAUACACUUCAGUUGAUCAACUCGCCGGCUACACUGCGAGAAAUCGUGGUGACCAUUGCCAAGCAUACGCAACUGCCGCAGGACGAACUGAAGAUGCCAGUGAAGCAGACCGUUGAAAUGGGUCAUCGUUUGGGAUUUCUACAGAAAUUAAAUGGUCGCUAUUAUCUGGCCCCAAUGACCUUCCAGACCCUUAAUAAAGAAGUCCAGGCUCUGACGUUAGAGGAAGAGGUCAAGAAACCCAAGCCGUCCAAGGCCGAGAAGAAGGCCAAGGCAACUGUAGUGGAGAACAAGCCUAGCAAGAAAUCGGUCAAGAAGCUGGAAGAAUCCAAAAGUCAAGUCAGUGAGACCGAGAGACCCACCGCAGUCUCUCCACGUUUCAAGAACGUAGUUAGGGGAAUUCCCCCGUUGGGUUUGUCGCCCGCCAUGACCCCCAGGUCAAAGCGUUUCCAGUAGCUAUAGAAUAUCGUAUAAGACCUUUGCUACGAUUUCUGUGAUUUUCAGCUAAGAGCUUUAAGCCAAGCUAGUAUCUCUAAAAAUUUACUGUUUUGUUGUCCAGGAAGUGCCUUAUUUUACCAACAAUUCUUUUUUUUUAACCAAAAUAAAUAGUUAAAAUUAACAGUCAAAUCUGAAAAA